Messenger RNA from Acanthosepion pharaonis, 1764 nucleotides. The record is from the annotation of a GenBank genome assembly. NCBI's taxonomy places the organism in Eukaryota, Metazoa, Mollusca, Cephalopoda, Sepiida, Sepiidae.
AUGCGCAGUUCAGUACGCUUCGGAAGUCUGUCUUUGAAAACGAUCGAUAGGAUUGUGUGGACAUUUGUUGAGUUAAAUCGUCUGCUUUUGUCUUCAUUGUGUGAUCAAUUAAUCCGUUGUUUUCUUUCGAACUCUCUCUCUCCUCUCUCUCCCAUUCUCUCUCUCUUUAUCUUUACCCCCUCUCUCUUAUCUCUCUUUCUCUUUCUCUUUCUCUCCCUUUCUCUUUCUUUCUAUCGCUUUCUCUCACUUUCUCUUGCUCUCUCUCUCCCUUUUUCUUUCUCUCCCUUUAUUUUUUCUCCCCCCUCACUUUAUUUCGCUCCAUUUCUCUUUUUCUCUUUCUCUUCCUCUUUCUUUUUCUCACUCUCUCUCUCUUUCUCUCUCUCUCUCUCUCUCUCUCUCUCUCUCUCUCAUUGCCUCAAACUCUUUCUAUAUCCUAUUCCUUUCAAAUUAACCAAGACAACGUUGAGUCCGGCCCGCGUCGAAGAAUUGUUGAUGGAGGUUAACGAAAAGGUGCGACGCCUUGAAAUUAAGUACAAAGCAAAAUCCGACGCCAAAAAGAUCCGAUACGAAUUCGUUCGCAUGCCUGGCGAGAAACCUGGCCACGCCGUUCUGGAAGUUGCCAAGCAGUCCGGCGCCAUUUUCAUUGUGACAGGAACCCGUGGCAUGGGCAAGCUACGGCGAACAGUGAUGGGUAGCGUCAGUGACUACAUACUCCAUCAUUCCCCCGUACCGGUUUUGAUAUGUCGACACAAGGAGAAGGACAACCUCAGUCCAGUGAUAUUAAGUCGAUUUAAAAUAAUUUGUUUCUCUCUCUAUUUUUCUUUAUUCUCUCUCUCUCUCUCUCUCUCUCUCUCUCUCUCUCUCUCUCUCUCUCUCUCUCUCUUGCUUUUUCAUUUUUGUUUACCCUGUUUUCCUCACACGAAUUGUCUUUUGCAUUUCUUUCUUUUUAUUCAUUUUGUUUGCGACAUUUAUGUUUUUACUUUUCUCUUUCUUUCUUCUUUCUUUUUUUUCUGCAUUAUUUCUUUGCAUUUCUUUUCCUCUUUUCUUCCCUUACACUCUUACGUUCUUUCUACUCUCUAUACCAAUUCCUUUCGUCCUACUCUCUACACCACACUCCCUUUCUUCCCACUCUCUCCCCCACUCUUCUCUUCUAACUACUUACUCACUCUUCCUUUUUCUUACUCUCUCUACCACUCUGCUCUUCCUCCGACUCACUAUACCACUCUUCCGUUCUUUCUAUAUCUAUCACUCUUUCUUUCUUCCUACUCUCUAUACCACUCUCCCUUUCUUCCUACUCUCUCUUCCUUUCUUUCUACUCCAUAUCACAGUCUUCCUUUCUUCCUAAUCUUUCUCAUCGUCUUCUUUUCUUCCUCCUCUCUCUCGCAUUCUUCCUUUCUUUUUACUCUCUCUCCCAAUCUUCUUUCUUACUACUCCUUCACUCUUCAUUUUUACCUAUUCUCACCCCCACUCUUGCUUUCUUCUUACUCUUUCCGCCACUCAUCCGGAAAUUUAUUUUCCCCUCAAUCAUUCAGCUUCCCUAAUUUUCUCCAAUAUUCUCAUUCUUGUUUGUGCUAUGAAUUCUCCUCUUUUCCACACACUCUCUUUAUUUCUCCCUUUUUGUCAGCCUUACUCCUCACUUCUUCCUCUCCUCUUCAACGUUCCUUUUCUCUUCCACUCGCUUUAUAUCGCAUAGUCUAUCAAUCUAUAUAUUUUUCUCCAAUAAUAUUUGUCUUUCUUUUUCCACCAUCUCUCUCAUACUCUUGA